ACAACCAGACAACAACAAUAACCCUCUGCUGUCCCCUUCGUCCCUGCACUGUCGCAGCCCUGUCCCGCUCCUGUCCACGCGCAGGUCCAUGUUCUCUGCGGUGCUCGUGGCCGCUGUCGUGGGCGGUGGGGUUCUGGUUCUCCUCCGCCGGCUCUUUCCUCAGCAGAAGCCCGCAGAGCUGCUCCACUUCCCCGCCGGGACCAUGCGGGGCAAGACUGUGAUCAUCACCGGGGCCAACAGCGGCAUCGGGAAGGCCCUGGCCGGGGAACUGCUCAAGCUGCAGGCGCGGGUCAUCAUGGCGUGUCGGGACCAGGCCAGGGCGGAGGAGGCGGCCCGGGAGCUGAGGAGCCAGGCCGGGCAGGAGCAGGGGGAGCUGGUCAUCAAGCUCCUGGACCUGGCCUCGCUGCGGUCAGUCCGGAGCUUCUGUGAGGAGAUCACUAAGGAGGAACCCAAAAUCGACGUCCUGGUGAACAACGCAGGCCUGUACCAGUGCCCCUACACUAAGACAGAGGACGGCUUCGAGAUGCAGUUCGGCGUCAACCAUCUGGGCCACUUCCUCCUCACCCACCUCCUGCUGGACCUGCUUAAGAUGUCCGCCCCCAGCCGCAUUGUGGUCGUGUCCUCCAAGCUCUACAAAUAUGGUUCCAUUAACUUUGAGGAUCUCAACAGCGAGAACAAAUAUGACAAGGCAUUCUGCUACAGUCAAAGCAAGCUCGCCAACUUGCUUUUCACGCUAGAGCUAGCUAAAAAACUGGAAGGGAGCGGGGUGACAGUUAACGCUCUAACUCCUGGGAUAGUGAGGACCAAUCUGGGCAGGCACGUAGCAAUCCCAUUUUUGGCGAAACCACUUUUCAACCUGGCGUCCAUGGCGUUCUUCAAGAGUCCACUAGAGGGAGCACAGACGCCAUUGUACCUGGCUAGCUCACCGGAGGUUGAGGGCGUGUCAGGGAAGUGCUUUGCUAAUUGUAAAGAGGAGGAGCUAAUGCCAGCGGCUAAGGACCAGCAGGUGGCUAAAAGGUUGUGGGAGGUUAGCUGUCAGAUGGUGGGAAUAGAAGAAUGAAGGAGGACAUUUUGGAGGAAAUUUUUGGACUGUUGCCUGGGGGAUUGUUGGACUGAAAAGAUGGACUGGUUUUGGGACACUAGAGGGAAUCCGUGGAGGAGCCUCGGGAUAGUGUAAUUUGCAGUGCCGAUCAAGUGAUUCAUUAAACUUGAAGUGAUUUUAUGACAAAAGUUUCAAAUUGUGACUUUUGUAGGGAGGAGUGGGGUCUGGAGGA
Molecule: messenger RNA, 1274 nt
Organism: Periophthalmus magnuspinnatus
Lineage: Eukaryota; Metazoa; Chordata; Actinopteri; Gobiiformes; Gobiidae
Product: retinol dehydrogenase 14-like
Exons: 2
Coding region: 89-1060 (323 amino acids)
Source: RefSeq, a predicted model, not a curated record